AUGUGGAUUGGUGGUGGUCCAUAUACAGGCCGCUAUACAAGGCCUCGUUUGUAUUCCCAUGUCCAACCACCUCCCUUGACCAUCCCUGGCAAGCUCCUCAUUCCUAUGCACACAGAAAUCUCUGAUAGAAAGCCCAGUCCAAAAGUUAUGGAUACCGCUGAGUACAAUUCGCAUCUUCAGGCAUACCAUCCCCAUAUUCCCCUCUACGGCCCGUCCGCGAGUGCCCGGCACAAACCUCCAAAACUUUACCAUUAUCCUUCUAGGUCUAGCAUCGGUGGCAUCGUACAUGCAUGCUAUGACUUUUUAGCUCCGGCGGGUUGCACGCAAAAUGGUCCUCUAUACUGCGAGCUUUUCUCUACGAGGACUCAUAUGACCUUUUUCAUGCUCCGACGCUUUUGUGUUGAGAUGCAUGAAGAGUUGCCGCUGGCAAUCUGCCUUUGCAGAAUUUGCGGCCCUGAGUGUAAUCAUGGUGGAUUUCAUGCUUUAGCUCUGGGCCGCAACUGGUUCUGGUCAACAUGUCCGAAUCAUAUAAGCCACCUGGGUAAGAUCGACACAAGACAAUUGUUACGACAUUGA
Messenger RNA from Fusarium venenatum, 576 nucleotides. The record is from RefSeq and is a predicted model, not a curated record. Lineage: Eukaryota; Fungi; Ascomycota; Sordariomycetes; Hypocreales; Nectriaceae.